GAGGAGCUCAUCAUCAAAGGUUAUAAUGGAUCAUCAUUCCCAUCAUGGGUAGGGUCUCUGCCUUUGGACAGGUUAGCUUCUAUAGAACUAAAAGAUUGCCAAAAUUGCGAAGAACUGCCGCCACUUGGGUGCUUGCCAUCCCUGAAACAUGUUGUGAUACAGUCACUGCCAAGUGUCCAGCUAGUUGGACCUGAAUUUCUUGGCGAUGUUGGAGAUAUCCCUUACAACAACAGGAAGAAAGCCUAUUUUGCUUUUCCUGCAUUGGAGUCUCUGAAGUUCAGGGAUAUGGGAGCCUGGGAGGAAUGGUCAGGUGUCAAGGAUGAACACUUCCCAGAACUUAAGUAUCUCAGCAUUGUUAGGUGUGGAAAGCUGAAGGUAUUGCCCAACUUCACUUCAGGACCAAAGCAGAGAAUCAGGAAUUGUGAGAAACUACUCCAGCCUCUAUGCCAGAAUAUACACUGGAAUUUGAUGGAAUACAUACCACCUUCAAGUGAACUGUCGUACACAUGCAUGGCAGAAGGUGAUAUUUCAAUCCUAGAAGCUUCCUGUUCAUACAGUACAUAGAACAUUGGAAAUGGAGGGAGGGGCACCCAUUAUUGUAAAUGCUCAUGGAUUGGUGCUAUUUUGUCAGAAAAUCUUAUUUCCAGGAUUGACAUGAAUUUUUCAGUAAGUACACAUCGUAUGAAAUUGUUUUGUUCCAAAUGUACCCGAUCAAGAAUAUUCAUUCACACCAAAACUACUGAAUGCAUGUUCCUGGAAAACUGCAAAGCAUUCCUCCUCUGACAGAAGAUGCAAGUAAAAAGUUUGCAUUAGCGAAAGGGCCUGUAAUCUAGUGGUUACAAGAGCCUCAGUAGCACCUUAGAUCCUGGGUUUGACUCCUCAUGAGAGAGCGAUUUUUUUAGGAUUUAACGGCUUUGUGUUUUUAGUGGUAGAAGUGUUUGUGGGUCAUGAGAGCGAUUUUUUUAGGAUUUAACGGCUUUGUGUUUUCAGUGGUAUGCGUGUUUGUGAGUGUCUGCGUUCAGUGGCGAAUCCAGGAUGUAAAUUGAGGGGGUGCUAGUGUAAAAAUAUAAUGUGAUUAAAACAAAUAAAGAUAUAUCAACUAAAGUAUUUUCCAAUGAAUACCAAAAGCGCAUAUGAUCAAAACAAUUUUCUCUAUUUUGAUUUGUGUCUAUCUUAAAAUAUUCAUAAAAAUCUGUGAAUAUAUUGUUUUGUAUACUCAGAGUAGAUUCUAUUUGGGAAAAUUUGAACCAUGCCACACAAAUUUUCCAAAAUUUGUGAUAUGACACCCUGACCCACAUGUCAUUGACUCAUGUGGGUUCUACAUGUCAUUGAGAUACGGGUGGCAUAUCUCAAAUUUUGCAAAAUUAGGGUGGUAUGGUUCCAACAAACCCAUUCUAUUUUACCAGUUUGGACAGUAGAAGCAGUGAGGAAGCCUGCAUCUUUGCCGUCUGGGAAUUUUCUUCACUAAUGACUAACUAGACUUGUUAAUGAUUAAUUAGGGGUAGGGAUUAGAGCUAGGGCUGGCGCACCAACCAGUCCCAACAGUGGAUCCGCCACUAUCUGCGUUGUACUGUAUAAUUCUUAAAAAAAAAGUUACGUUGUACUGUGUAAUUCUCAAAAAAAGAAAAAAAAGUUUGCGUUGCUCCCAAAAGCCAAUGACCAAUCCACAUUCCCGCUCUUGGUUGUUACCAUAAGUGCGCCGACAUUUAGUAUUUUGUACACCUCACUCCAAAAGCAUUCAUCCUCAAUAUCUGCAUCAUCCAAUACAAGCAAGAAUUUCUUGCCAGUAAGCUCGUCUCUUACAGUCUCUUCAAGAAUGCUCCGUGAGGCCUCAGCACAAGAGGUACCGGUCGUGAACUCUAAAAUCUUCUCUAAUAAUCUUCUUUUGUCGCACAUACAAAUCCAUAUUCUGAAACUAAAGGCAUCAACAAUUGUUUGAUAAUUGUAAAUUCGAAUGACAAGCUCAGUUUUGCCCAGAGAUGCACUUGAUACUGCGGUGACAAGGGGUGUGUUGGAUAAGCUGCCAAUUGAAACUGGAAGGCUCUGUAACUUUUUGCAGGAGCAUAGAACCAGAAUUAGCAAGCUUUCCAGGCUUAACAAUAUGGGAGGUUCAGAGCAGAGAGAUCAUUAAGGGCGCCAAGGGAAACACGCAGUUGUGCAAGGUUACUGCAACCUGAGAGGUCCAAAUACAACAGACUUUUGAUGGCUUUGGGCAACAGGUAAAUGGGAUCAGACACAUGCUGGCAUUCUCUGUGCAUUCUGCAUUCAUCCUAGCUAUCUUGACAUCAACAGAGUAGCUGGCAUUCUCUGCUUUCAUAAAAAACAGAUCGAUCUUAGAAAAUCUAUUGCUAGCCUCAGACUUGGUUUGGCUGUGUAUAUCCUUGGUGGAUAUAGAGGCCGGAUUAAUAAAAAAACUAUUAUCUAAAAAAAGCCUUCAACACGUGAUAGCACUCAAGCUAGACUUCCACAAAGCCUUCAACACGAUAAAUUGGAAUUGUCUCUACAAAGUGCUCUCACACAUAGGGUUUGAACCAAACUGGAUAAAGUGGAUCCAACAAUUAUUAGAAACCAGAAAAGCACGUAUUAUGAUCAAUGGAUCAAUAGGGGAAUCGAUCAGCUACAAGAGAGGUGUCCGUCAAGGUGACCCACUAUCCCCAUAUCUCUUCAUCCUGGUGGCAGAUGUUCUAUAGAAACUAAUGCAACUCUAGAAUGGCCACCUGCGGCACCCUCUCCAAAUACAAACCACGCUGCCUUUCCUUGCAGUAUGCAGAUGAAACUUUGAUCUUAAUUCAGGGAUAUGUUCAACAGGCUAAACUCUAAAAGACAUCCGAGAUUCCUUUGUUGACUUCUCGGGUUUGAAAAAGAACUAUCAUAAGAGCACCUUCGUGCCUAUCCACAUGGACGUUUCUGAAGCAAAUGCAGUCGCAAACCUCCUCGACUGCCCGGUGAGUCCAUUACCAUGCAAAUACUUGAGGCCUACCUCCGUCAGCAGCAAAAGUAACCCGUAAAGUGUUGUCCCCGAUUAUUGAGAGAAUUAAUAGAAGACUAGCAGUAUGGAUCCCGGGACUCUUAUCCUAGGGAGAAUGAUUAAUAAUGAUCAAUUCAGUGAUGUCCGCGAUCUCAAAUUACAUCAUGGCAUGUACUAAAUGGCCGGACAAAAGUAUAGAAGAGCAUUCCGUUAGAAAGAAAACAAUGAAGCAAAAGAAGGCCAAUGCCUAUUAGCAUGGACGACUGUGACCUCGCCAAGGGAAUAAGGCGGAGUAGGUAUACGAAACCUCAAAAAACAUAACUCAGCGUUAUCGAUGAAGCUGGCUAGUAAUCCCCUAAACCAUGUUUCCACGGGCUUAGAUCCCAUCACCUACAAUACCAAAUACCUUUCAAAGCAAAACCCAAUGACACACCAAUUUGGAAAAAAAAAAUAUGGUGCCUUAGAGCCAAUGAUCAUAUCAACCAAAGUUUUAGCAUGAAACGGUCAAUCAACGCAACCCUGGAGAGACCACUAGACAAAUGUGGGUCAUUUCUUCAUUGCAUACCCAACACCGGCCUCCUUCGCAACCAACAUCAACUGCAGAGUACCUUCACAAUUCAUACACAGCACUUGGGCCAUCGAGCCUCCAUCCAAUACUGUCCAAUCAAGCACAUCUCAAACUCCAGCAACUUAUGGACACAUCGGCAAAAUACCAACCUUGGCUAGAAACAACAGAUAAAGAUCAUGCAUACACUCCCAUGCGGGAAUAACAACCGUAUUAAUUUACAACUUACUCACAUUUCAUGGCAUCUACUCCUUUUGUAAGUUUACUGGACGAUGAAAAAUGCAUAGUUUUAAAGUGGUAGGAGCCAUCUUGGGCAACCAAAAUGUAAAAUUUUCACGCCCCCAUUUGCAUUUAUGAUCUCAAGAGAUACGUAGCCUAGUUAGGUUUUUUCUUUUUUGUUGAAACCAACCCACUUGAUUUAAGUUGUACAUUUGACAUGGAUUUACGACUAUCAUUAGUGACCGAUAAUGCUUUAGUGGCAGAUCAUCUGCCCAUCGAUAGUGACAUUCCCAUGAUGACUUAGGCUGUGUUCGCUGGAGGUUCAUGGAAAACAGAACGGUCCAUUAGCAUGUAAUUAAUUAAGUAUUAGCUAUUUUUUUUUCAAAAAUGGAUCAGUAUGAUUUUUUAAGCAACUUUCGUAUAGAAACUUUUUGCAAAAAACUCACCGUUUAGUAGUUUGAAAAACAUGCGCAAGGAAAACGAAAGAGAUGAGUUGAGAAACCUGGGGUGAGAGCACAACCUUGGGCUGUGUUCGCAACAAUCUGUUCCCAGCACGCAUGCGCGCGGAAAACAGAGCAGUCCAUUAGCGUGUAAUUAAUUAAGUAUUAGCUUUUUUUAAAAAAAUUGAAUCAAUAUGAUUUUUUAAGCAUCUUUUGCAUAGAAACUUUUUGUAAAAAACACACUGUUUAACCGUAUGAAAAGCGUUUGCGUGGAAAAUGAGGCGGAGGGGAUGAGAACCAACAGUUCCAAACACAGCCUUGGUCAGUUUAAGGUAAUCUACCAUAGUUUUGGUGGGAAAAAAAUAGCGCUAGUAGAAAGGAAUUCAGAGGUUGAAUUGAGCCUGGGAGAGUGCCGGGUACGCAUAGCAAUUCCAUCCAUGCAAUGGAAACUGCUGGCGGGAACACGAGCCCGCCACGCGCCUCCCGUCACGCUCCCCGUCCCCCUCUUCCGCCCCCCGAACAACAUCGCCGCCGUCCAACUGUCCCGCGGCGCGCACGAAUCUCGACGCACUCGCAGGAAAAAACGUUUGCUGCCGUGGGUUUCUUCGUCCUCCUCCUCGCUCCAGCCGCUUCGUAUCCCACUUCUUGCCAACAACAGAGGCGAGGUAGAGCAACGUGAGCGCGUUGGGGGGCGGCGGGGGCGCAAAUCGGGAUCAAUCUAGGAGGAUCCGCCCGGGCGAUUGGUUCGCCGGACGCGCUGGGAGGUUUUCAGAUGGAUGGUGAUGAAGCAAAAGAAUCAGCUAUGGAUGGUCUAGCCAGCGAAACUGCUUCUCGGAUUCCUGAUGUCUCCAAGAAGCAGCCAAAGAGGAAGAGGACCCUGGUGGAUGAAGAAGUUGCAUCUGCUGGAUUGCAGGGAGAGAUUGACGCAUUGUUUGAUUAUUACAAGGAGGUCUCUGGUUAUCAGUUGAAGCCAGAGGAGAUUGGCUGCUCUACUAAUGACUCGAUUGUAGCUUGCUUGCUGGAGGAAAGCAGUCUUCCCUAUGAUAAGUUGGUGGAUGAAAUCUACAGGAGGAUGGAGCUGCGAGAUGGCGUCACAAAGUCUUUCAUUAGCAGCGCUGUGAAUAACAUUGGUCAGAGAAUGUCAUAUGGGAUUUCUGAUAUACAUGAUCAGGUGUUGGUGGAUGAGUCUAAAUCAAAGCUUUGGUGUUGGGAGACGCGAGAUUUGAAGCUACUGCCUUCACAACUUCGUGGGAGUUUGCAGAUCAGACGUACGGCUCGGAAGCUAAUCCAUGAAAGGAUUCUGGCUAUUUCAGGAACUCCUAAAGUACAUGUCAACCAGAAGAACACUGGAUCUGUAAAUGCUAGUCAGGAUAUACUAAAUCUUGAUGGUAUUCGCUCUUUGGUGGAGAAGUUAAAAUCCGACAUGGCUCAAAAGGAUACCAAAACAAAAGAGAGAAGCAGUUUGAAAGCUUCAAAGGAACAGAAAAGGAUAGAUCACCAAGUUCAAAAGGAGCAAAAACUGAAAGAAAAGGAACUUAAGCAUAUCAAAGAAAAAGCUGAGAAAGAAGCAAAACGUGCUGAGAGAGAAAAGGCUGAACAAAAGAAGCGAUCAAAGAAGCAUCAGGAAGAAGUAGAAAGAGAACAGAAAAGGAGAGAGAGGCAACAAGCAGAACUGAAAAGACAAGCUUCCAUUCAAAAACAAGCAAACUUCAUGCAGCAUUUUCUUAGAGGUAAAAAGGGUGGCAACAUGGAAAGCCUUGGCAAUCACCAUUCAAUGAGAAGUCCACAUCCUAAUGUAUUCAGCAAGAUUGAGGAUUCUUCAGCUACAUCAGCAAUGGAUUGUACAUUGUCUGAAGAAAAUCAGUUGAGAUCGGAUGAAAUCUGGAAGUUGCAGAUUGCUAGAUGGAGAAAACUCUAUCAUCAGAAAGAAUUAUGCCGAUGGAGUGAUAGGAAAAAUCCUAAGAUUGAGUUAUUUAAAGAGCUUAAGCUACAAAAGUGCCCUGCAACUGCACCUUCUGAAUAUGUGUCAACUCCAAGUAAAGAGCAGUCAUCUCAAAUGGAACACCAAGGAAGCCUUAAUUUCUCAAAAUUACUUGACCAAUCAUAUGAUGAGAAUGCUGACACCUCUAAAACUACUAAUGCUAACACAUCCUCUUCAGUUUGGCGUGUAAAGAAGCUUUUACAGUUUGACAAAAGUCAUAGACCAGCAUACUAUGGUACCUGGACAAUGAAGAGCUCUACAGUUAGUGCAAGACACCCCUUUAAGGUGGAUCCCCUUUUGGACUAUGAUGUUGAUAGUGACGAAGAAUGGGAAGAGGAGGAGCCUGGUGAAAACCUCUCCGAUUUUGAUAACGAUGAUGAAGAGGCUAUGGGUGAAAAGGAUUCCAAACAUGAUGCUGAAGAGGAAACUGAUAACAGUUUUGUAGUGCCUAAUGAUUAUCUAUCAGAGGAUGAGGGUGUGCAAUUUGAACCUCUGUCUGGUAAAUUAGAUGACACCUGCAGGUUACUGAGCAUUCCUAGGGUUGCAAUUGAGGAACUUGAUGUUGUUCUGCAACAGCAGAAGGCUCUUCAUAGCUUCACUGAACAUGCUCUUAAGAAGGACAGGCCUUUAGUCAUAUACAACCUAGAUCAUGGGAAAGCUUACCUAUUGGAUGCUGAAGCUAUCACUGGAAUACUUAAGGUGGAGCAACUCUGUUUGCAAGCUCUCUGUAUGAAGGAAUACCUGGGGGCACCCAUCAUUGAUGUUCCUGUCGACAUUAAUUUUCCCAUUAAAGAUCUGGAAAUUGGUCGACUGAACAGAAAGGGACCUAGCACACCUGUGGCCUCCAAAUCAAUUUCAGGCUCUGACUUGCCAGAAUUUGUAAAAAUUAUUUCAUCAUGCCCUUAUGGGAUAGGCAAAUUGGUGGAGUCAUUGCGUGUGCAAUUUCCUUGUGUCCCUAAGUUGCAACUGAAGAACAAAAUUUGGGAGAUAGCUGACUUUACCAAUAACCGUUGGCAGGUUAAGAAAGAUAUCUUGGACUGGUGUGGUCUAUCUCUUCCACCAGAUAGAGGUAUCCAACAGAUGCAGCCUGAUGAAUCGGGAGAUUCAGUUCAACCCUCUCCUCAGCCUGGCGCUAAAUUGGAAAUACACAAACACCAAAUUGAUGCCUAAGGAUCAGGUUGCAGCACAUCUCCCUUCUGGCCCUUGAGAAUCGAGACACACUGCUUAAAACAACACCAUAGACUAUACACCAGUGUAUAUACUUAGCUUAUUAGGUUGUACAGAAUAGAGAGUUUUAAGAUUCAGUCGUUCAGAGACUACAAGUAUUGGGCUUCAGUUGUAUAGUGUAAUGCAGCAAGUCCCUUGUAGAAAUGGUGGUCAUGGGAUGAGUCUCCUACGUAGUACUGCCCUCUGUCUGGGUUACUAGCAUGUGGGCCUGCUGGAUGUGGGGCUCAUAUAUCAGAUUAUCAGUCCCUCGAAGUCAGAUGGCAGUACUGUAGAGGAUCUGUUGCCGUGGUCAUGUAAACUGUCUUGAGGCAGAAAUAGGCUUUUUACACCUCGUGUCAUCUUCGAAACAAACUAUGGUGCACCAUGUGCUUGUUUAAUGCGUUAAGUGGUAUAUGGUCUGGAUCAGAUCUGAUGACAAGAAUCUAGAAAACUGAAGGAAUGAUUGGAUUGAAUUGUAAUCUUAAACAUCAUGGAACCAAAAAUGCUAUGGCACUGGAAUACUGGGUAAACUGGUUUGGCUAUCGGGGCUGUUUUGGUA
This is a messenger RNA of Oryza sativa Japonica Group (Japanese rice), 7938 nucleotides long. Its product is annotated as chromatin assembly factor 1 subunit FSM-like. NCBI's taxonomy places the organism in Eukaryota, Viridiplantae, Streptophyta, Magnoliopsida, Poales, Poaceae. Gene Ontology annotation, cellular component: nucleus; CAF-1 complex. Gene Ontology annotation, biological process: nucleosome assembly. The record is from RefSeq and is a predicted model, not a curated record.